Pocillopora meandrina is the source of this 3907-nucleotide messenger RNA. The record is from the annotation of a GenBank genome assembly. Lineage: Eukaryota; Metazoa; Cnidaria; Anthozoa; Scleractinia; Pocilloporidae.
AUCCGUUCAUUAACUAGUUUUCAGUCCCCCUGCAGCUUGCGUUUAAGGAACUCCUUCCGACUGUUCGAUUUGUUUUGGUGGACGCUGAUUGAUUUCGUCCAGAUGGCCUCAGAUAGUAAACAACCUGUUGUCUCUACAGCCUGGUUGAAUGAUCAGCUGAGAAAAAAGCGAGAUGACUUAGCAAUUUUGGACGUGACGUGGUUCAGCGACAAGAAUACUAUCCACCAUUUCUCAAAGUAAGACUUGAGACCUGCGUUACAGAGCUAUUUUGAUCAACUGCAGUGUAUUCGGUCAACAUUAGUAACAAAACUCCCCAAAAUUCUAUUUUUACGUCCUGGUCGAUUCUAGAUCUCAAUAAAAACGGCGAAAAAGAAGCAGAUUUGGCAAAAAUACAGCAAGUGAAGGAAACCGAAAGAAUCAAAUAUUCCACAAGUCUAGUGAGCCCCCAUAUGGAGACUGAGGAGCGAGGGGGCGGGGUCGCUUUGAACCAGGGCUUGUUGACAUCAAAUUGCCAAGGUUUUACUUGAGCAUUGCUAGAUGAGAUAGAUUUGGAGAUCAAUUAGUCGUUUGUAUAUUUAUUUACUUUGUAUUUUUAUACCCUCAUGAUUUAUAUUUAAGUUCACAUGGCAACCAGGUGGACAAUCAGACAUGGUUUGAUGCUACUCUGAUUUAAAGAUUUAAUGAGUGUAAUGGAAAAGUUACAAUUCAUAGACCCAACGUUUCGACACUCCUGUCCAGUGCCUUCAAUAAUCACUUCAUCAUGAUUAUUCAUUUCUCAUUUUAUCUCUUAUUUUAGUUUUUCCCCUUGUUGUGCUUUCCCCAUGUGCCCUUCUAUAUAUAAAUCUGAAGAAGGAUCUAAUGUUCCCAAAAUUGAGACUGAGUGGUUUGAUUUCCUUAGGAAACAUUUAAUGUAUGCUUCACAAAUGGACAUCUUCUAUGGAGUGGAAAAUACUUCUUUGUACCCUCGAAAUAUUCCUGAUGCACCAACCUUCCAGAUGAAUGCAAGAGGCAGUGCAGUGAAUAAUGACAAUCAUGUUGUUAUUUAUGAAAAAACAGGGAAGUUUGGGUUUUUUACAGGUGCAAGAGCUUGGUGGCUGUUUAAGGUGAGAAUGCUCUUGGGCUCAUCUCUUUAAUCCUUUUACUACUAUGAUUUCAUUAGAAAUUCUCCUUACUUUCUGCUCUAAAAUAAUUACAAUAUUACUUUGGAGCAUUUGUUAUUGGAUCAACUUUAAGUUCCUUAAAUCUAUAUUUUUUAAUUCUCAUUUCUUUCCUGAUUGAUUUGUAAUGAUAUUGUAUGGAGAAAUUCUGUCCUGAUCACUCCUGGGAGUUAAUGGGUUAAUCUGGAUCUCUAGCAAAUCUACAAUUCUAGUAGCUUAAAAUUAUUCCCCUUUGAUAUCAAGCAACAGCAAACUCUAUAACAUAAUUAUUUUUACUUAAAUCAUAAAAAAUAAAACGAUGUUAAGGCCAUGUUACGGUAGGUUAGCAUUUCAUUAUUUAACUUUCUAACUUGAUUGCUAUUAAGUUUGAUAACACUUGGCACCUGGUAAUAAUGAUGUUGGUUUGAUAACAUUUAUCAAUCCUUAGACAACAGCAUUCUGUUGAAUUUUGUAUAACCAAAUCAGCCCUACUAUUUGGUUGUUUGAUGAAGCUUGUAAUUAAUGCAUUUUAAACUGUUCUGACUGAUAAUAAAUCAGCAUUAACCCUUUGUCAAAAUUUUUAUAAUGAUUUAUUCAAUGAAUUAAAUUUUGGCAGCUGUUUGGGCAUGAAAAUGUAUCAGUUCUUGAUGGAGGUUUGGAAAAGUGGAUUGCCGAUGGAUAUGAAACAACAAAUAUCAUGUUCAAAAAAAAGGUAACAAUUACUUUUUAAGCUCUUUACCCAACCACCAUUAAAAAAAAGUUUCUGGAAGUUUUUUCAUCUGCCUCGAGGACCAACAGAAUGGAACCAUAAUCCAAUCUAGGUAGACUUAACAAUACUUGAGUUCAAACAGGUGAUUCAACACAAAUAAUGAAUGACCCUUUUUUUCAUAUAGGAGGGUGACUUUACAGCAAAGUUGACUCCGAGAUGGCUUAAAAGGUUUGAAGACAUGAAAGAAAACCUUACUUUGCAGAAAGCCCAAGUUUGUGACAGCCGAGAUCCUAGCUUAUUUAAAAGAUCAGCUUAUGGUAUUGUAUUUAUCAGAAUUAUUUUGAUUCAAAUUUCUGCUUCAAAUGCUGCUUGAACCUAUUUAGGGAUAAACCCCCCCACACUUUUGAUGGGGUUGUUUAGAAUUGAUUUUUUAAUGUGAAUGCCAGAGGGAUUUUCUUUUUUUUUUUUUUUUUUGUAGAUCCCAAGACUGGCCAUUAUCCUGGUGCCGUGAAUAUUCCUUUCCCUAAGCUAUUUGAUCCUGAUACUAAGAGUCUUAAAAAACUGGAUGAUUUGAAGAAAGGUAUGAUGAUAUUAAAAAAUAUUACAAGUGCACAUAGGUUUGUUGACAACCAUCACUUCUUUUACAUGUUUUUUUUUUCAAAUUUAUUUUAAAUUAUUAGAAUGAAUACCAUAAACAAAUUAACACAGCACUUAAGUUAAAUAAUCCUUUAACUCCCAUGAGUGACCAAGACAGAAUUUCUCCUUACAAUAUUAGGACAAUAUCAAGCAGACAGAUGAUGAGAAUCAAGAAAAAUAUUAAUUUGGGGAUUAUUGGUUGAUCCAAUACCAAAUUCUCAAAACUAACAUCACAAAAAAACUAUAUGGCCGAGAGUAAGGAGAAUUGCUAAUGAGGGUUAAUAUUUCAUAAAUAAUUUAAUUGUGUAUAAAGAGUUUUGUGUCACCUAUCAUACUUCUGUAGAAAUUGUCAGUAAUUAUUUUUCUUUACAUCCCUAUUAUUUUGAUUCAUUGUUUAUUCCAAUUUGUGGAAUAAAACAACAAUGAUUAAAUUAAAUGUUACAAUAUUAAAACUUCAAUAGACCAGAUUAAGAUGAAUUGAUAGCUUUCAGCAUAUCAGACAUAUCUUUCAUACUGUUGAUAGUAUUUCAAAAUAAUGAACAAAGAGUUUAAAAAACUGGAUCAUCCUGUCAGCAAAUUAGAUGUAUCAAAUAGAUAUAACCUGUAACCUUUUUUUGGAAAUUAUUUUCUUUCUUUACAGUUUAUACAGAUGCGGGAAUUGACCUCAGCAAACCAUUGAUAGGAAUGUGUAAUAGUGGCAUGUCAUCAUGCUCUUUGGUACUUGCUGCCCAUCUUUGUGGAUGUCCUGAUGUGGCAGUCUACCAUGUAAGAGAUUUAAAGUUCAAUUUGUGCACCAUAAGUUUAAGGUUUAGGUGUGAAAGUCACUAGUCCCAAGGUUAGGGGACUUAGGAAGUGUUACACAUUUAAGUUUUUAUCUGUGAACCCCCAACCCACUGUGGAACAAAUCUUACUAUUUUAUGUAUGGAGAAUUUCUGACAGAAAGGUUUACUGGUCUUCGAAAAUCUUCCACUCGGUACCUUGGUCACAAUUUAACUUACACAAUAAGAAUGUGAAAUCAAUGGGUGAUGUUUACCAAAUACAUUACUGAAGAAUAUCAAAAGUGCUUGUAAACGUUUAAAUAACAGAUUUCCUACCCUUUUACAAAGUUACUUCAACUGGUGACAUCCCCACUCCUUUUUCUUGCAUAAUGCUCCAAAAUGGCAUCCCUGUUGCGCCAUCAUUUGAGAGUACUUCCAACCACAAGCAGAAUAAAUUGUGUUUUUCACUGGAAUGCAUAAUUUAAUUUUUUUCAUUGAUUUCUUUGGUGUAAAGAUUGAAGUACAACUUCAUUCAAUACUCAGCCAAUCCAAUGAUGCUUUAUUCUCCAAUCUGUAUGUUUCACAUAUUGUUUAUGUCUGUUUUUUUGCCUCUAUAGGGGGGAUUCAAAGAAUGGAAAAAAAGAGCUGACCCAAGUGAAAUUGAGUGA